UUUUGGCGAAUGGCUUUGUUUUAUAACAAGUAAUGACUUAAAUCAUUUCUAGUUAUCAUCCAUAUUGAUAAAAUAACACUUUAAAAAUGGACCAGGACUUUGUGGACAUGGAUUCAGAGGGCCGGUGGCAGAACUUAUACAUAGAAAUACGGAAUCAGUCCCAUGAAUGCCCUUUAAAAGUUGCUAAAUAUCCAGAAAAUCGCAACCGGAACCGAUACAGAGAUGUCAGUCCAUUUGAUCACAGCAGAGUUAAACUGGAGAACACAGAGAACGACUACAUCAACGCCAGCCUGGUGGUCAUGGAGGAGGCCCAGAGGAGCUACAUUUUAACUCAGGGUCCUCUGAGGAACACCUGUGGUCACUUCUGGUUGAUGAUCUGGGAACAGAAUACCAAGGCUGUCAUCAUGCUGAACAGAGUCAUAGAGAAGGGAUCAGAAAAGUGUGCUCAGUAUUGGCCAACGCAGGACGAGCAUGAGAUGCCGUUCAGAGAUACACAUUUCCUGAUAACGCUGAUUUCAGAAGACGUCAAGUCUUACUACACAACCAGAGUGCUGGAGCUGCAAAAUGAUAAGACGGGGGAGAAGAGAGAGAUCUAUCACUUUCACUACACCACCUGGCCUGACUUUGGUGUCCCAGAAUCGCCGGCGUCCUUCCUCAACUUCCUGUUCAAGGUGCGGGAGUCUGGCUCGUUGGGGGCGGACCACGGACCGGCGGUAGUGCACUGCAGCGCUGGAAUUGGCCGCUCAGGGACCCUCUCAUUGGUUGACACCUGUCUGGUCCUGAUGGACAAGAGGAAAGACCCAUCGUCUGUGGACAUCAAGGCUGUGCUGCUGGACAUGAGGAAGUACCGUAUGGGUCUGAUCCAGACUCCUGACCAGCUACGUUUCUCCUACAGGGCUGUCCUGGAGGGAGCCAAGUACAUCAUGGGGGACUGCUCUGUACAGAAAAUGUGGCGUGAGCUAUCUAAAGAGGACCAGGACCCAGUGUCUGAUUCUGAAUCCCUUCUUCCUACCCAGCCACCCUCCAAGUGUCCCCUGGAGAAAUACAAUGGCAGCCGGGUGUCCCGGGGGGAAGACGGGGGUGAAGGAGAGUUGGGGGAGAGAACGACGGGGACAGAGUCACCAAAUAAGGAACAGGAUGUGGACGAGAGCACAGCU
This is a messenger RNA of Salvelinus namaycush (lake trout), 1157 nucleotides long. RefSeq names its product protein tyrosine phosphatase non-receptor type 2b (gene ptpn2b). Gene Ontology annotation, molecular function: protein tyrosine phosphatase activity. The record is from RefSeq and is a predicted model, not a curated record. The transcript has 8 exons. NCBI's taxonomy places the organism in Eukaryota, Metazoa, Chordata, Actinopteri, Salmoniformes, Salmonidae. Gene Ontology annotation, biological process: protein dephosphorylation. The annotation marks the transcript as partial.